Molecule: messenger RNA, 1589 nt
Organism: Gossypium raimondii (Peruvian cotton)
Lineage: Eukaryota; Viridiplantae; Streptophyta; Magnoliopsida; Malvales; Malvaceae
Product: putative methylesterase 11, chloroplastic
Exons: 5
Coding region: 52-1197 (381 amino acids)
Molecular function (GO): methyl jasmonate esterase activity; methyl indole-3-acetate esterase activity
Source: RefSeq, a predicted model, not a curated record
CUCUCUCUCUCUGCCUUUUUCUAGUUCUUUACCUUUCAUGCAGUCGAGAAAAUGGGAAACUGCUUUGCUCGUAAAACAGUAACGAAACGACCGGUCACGAAAAGGUUGCAGAACCAGCAAAAAGGACCCAAUUCCAGCAACCGGUGGGCUAGGGUCCGAUCGUCGAGGAAAGACAAGCUUGAUGAUUCUCUGCUUCAAGAGCAGGCUUUAGCAGCUGCGAUCUUGUUCAGGCAACAUCAACAGCAAAACGGGGGAGCUUCAUUGCCGUUUGACAGGUCGGCUUCGUUGAGGUACCCGAAUUCUUCUUCCGGGUCUAAGAAAGCUGGUCAGUUGCCUCGGAGCUCCAGUUCCAGAGCGAGGUCCCUUACUGACCCGCUUUUGCAACCUCAUCAGCUUGUUAAUCAGGGCAUAAAGCUUGAUAACUUGGAAACAAAUCAUUUUGUCCUUGUCCAUGGGGGAGGCUUUGGUGCUUGGUGUUGGUAUAAAACAAUUGCACUCCUAGAAGAAGGUGGUUUCAAAGCUACUGCAGUUGAUCUAACGGGUUCUGGCAUUCAUUCUUUCGACACAAAUGGCAUUACCAGUCUCCCACAAUAUGUGAAGCCAUUAACUGAUUUUCUUGAAAAACUUCCCGAAGGCGAGAAGGUGAUCUUGGUUGGGCAUGACUUUGGUGGUGCAUGUGUAUCGUAUGCAAUGGAACUGUUUCCUUUUAAAAUUGCAAAGGCUGUUUUUGUGGCCGCAGCAAUGUUGACAAAUGGACAAAGUACUCUUGAUAUGUUCACCCAACAGGCAGGUUCUAAUGAUCUAAUGCGACAGGCUCAGAUAUUUCUGUAUGCUAAUGGAAAUGACCAUCCUCCAACUGCUAUUGAUUUAGACAAGUCUUUAUUGCGGGAUUUGUUAUUCAAUCAAAGUCCUUCCAAGGAUGUUGCAUUAGCAUCUGUUUCAAUGAGGCCGAUCCCUUUCGCACCAGUUUUGGAGAAGCUUUCACUUUCUGACAUGAAAUACGGAUCUGUGAGGCGUUUUUAUGUAGGAACUCCUGAAGAUAAUGCCAUACCAGUGGUGCUUCAAGAGAGCAUGAUUAACUCAAGCCCACCGGAAAAAGUAUUUCGUCUAAAAGGUGCUGACCACUCACCAUUUUUCUCAAAGCCUCAAGCCUUGCACAAACUAUUUGUAGAGAUCUCGAAACUCCCUUCACCUUGAGAGAUUCUAAUUGUCGGAUGUUUCAUUGGAGUCCCCCACUAGGGCAUCAUUUGAUGAGGUAUGGGGAAGUUAUCCUCUCGAAUUUGAGUGAACAAGCAGAUGCACAUACACAUACCGUAAAAAUGGUCUUUAGUGCUCGACUGCUAGAUAGCUUAGACAUUUUGCAUCAGAGCACGGAGUAUGUUGAUAUCGCUUUCCUCAGUCCUUUUUUGUUUUUGGUUUUCCUUUCAUGAGAUAUUCAUAUUUAUGCUAGCGAAAGAUUAACACUUCAGGGUUGCACAUAAAGCAGUAUCAGCCAUUCUUUCUGUUUGUUGAACCAAUUUCUCAUGUAACAUAUGCGUCUGAGCUUAAAGAUUGUUGGAUUACUGAAAUAAAAGGUUGAUAAUUUAUUA